Darwinula stevensoni is the source of this 2984-nucleotide messenger RNA. The record is from the annotation of a GenBank genome assembly. NCBI's taxonomy places the organism in Eukaryota, Metazoa, Arthropoda, Ostracoda, Podocopida, Darwinulidae.
UGGAAGCGCUCCAAUGUUUCAAUCCGAAAACUGUAUGAGUGAUCAUGAACAUGGGAGUGAUGAAGUAGCAGACGACACAACUGAGGCAUCCUGCUUGUAGAGGUGUCCAUACUGGUCGUUGAUGUCAUGCUUCGACUUAACUGUGCUUUCUGUUUCGCGGUACGGGGAUAGCCUACUCCGACGUCCCGCAUCUGAUCGGAGGUCUCUCAAGCUAUCCAUAAAGAUGGAGGUAAACUGUGGGAAGUUGGGCCUGGCCCACAAUCUGUUUUGAUUUUCCUUUCUUCAGUUUCCCCAACAAGAAUGAGCCUGAACAGUGCGGCUCUGUCAAAACUGGAAGUUGGAGGACCAUUUGAAAGAAAAUGAGUGGGAUCGUGGGUUCAAAUUCUACGCCAGUUGCAGUUUUAUCUACUCAAGAUCUUAUUCAACUCAGUGAUGCUGAGAACUCCCAGAUUAUUACCGCGCCUGCCGUUCAUAGCCAUGAUUACGAAGUCCUUGAAAAUCACAGGAAGAAACAGUCUGAAGAUGGUUCAGGGAACAGUGGGAUGAAGAGGAAGGAUAGUUCCGAUGAAGAGGAGGGUUGUGAUUGUGAUCAACCUGCAAAAGAAGAUGUCUCUGAAGAGUAUAAGUCUCGAUCUGGCUCAAGCUCUUCAAAUUCCCCUGCUCCUUCCCCAUCUGUUGGAGCCCAAUGGCAGCAUUUGUUGAGCAUUGAAGAAAGGAGGCAACUGUUAGGAACUGAAGAAGAAUCAUCUGACCGACAUUCAGAGAGUGAUGAGGAAAAAGAAGAUGUUUCUAUCUGGGAGAUCAAUCAAGAGCAACGUAUAUACUACACUGAGCAGUUCAGAAAAAUGCAACCAGACCUUCUUGGCCUCCUCCCAGGACAAGAAGCAAGGAGGUUUUUUGAGAAGUCAGGACUCCCUAUUCAUGAACUUUCAGCCAUCUGGCAGCUAUGUGAUGUGACAAAGGAUGGAGCCUUGUCCUUGGAGGAAUUCUGUUCUGCCAUGCAUUUAGUAGUCCUCAGGCGAUAUUCCAUCCCAAUCCCAGUGACUCUUCCUACAUCACUUAUGCCUACAAACAUCACAAAUGGACAGCUGAAGAGUACAGAUGAAGAUGCAGCCACUGCACCUCCAAAGCCAAACAAAUGGGCCCAGUUUGAAGGGGAGACCCUCUCCCGGACGAGUUCCAUCCAGUCACCUGAUGAAAAGCCGGUGAACUUUGACUUCCAGAGAAACGCUAUUGAGAAGGAUCCAAGGAUCAUCCACCCUAAACCACGUCGCAUAGGGGAGCAUUCAGGAGGAGGUGACUCUAGUCCACGGGGUCUCUUUGAUCACUCAGCUGGGGUGGAACUCAAAGGCAUACAAAGGCCUCAACCCUACUUGAUGCCAAAAUUGAAUCUUCGACACCUUACCAAAAUAACUGCAUGGCAUGAGGUGAAGGUGGAAGUGGUGAAGAUGCAAACUUGCAUCCAAGGCAUUCUCCUUCCACCACCACCUCUGGACCAUGAAGGGAGACUUCCACACCUCAUACAGUUGCCCUUCAUCAUGGUACAGAAGCGGUGGAGCAAGGAAGAUGCCUUUUUAUUGAAAUGUGACAUGCAACACUUGCUUGCACAAGCAGAUGGAGGUGGUGGGAUCCCACCUCCCCCAGGGUCAGGCAUUGGAGGUGAAUUGAGUGAAGGAAGCAGUCGAAGCACAUCGUCCACAAGUGAGGGAGAAGAAGGAUCUCACACCAAUCGCUUCCACCGAGUAACCAGCAGUAGUGGGAGCCUGGGUCCAUCAAGCCUUCCCCCAUCUCUGCCAGCUGGAGGUUCAGCUCGGAAAGCAGACCACCCGCCUCCGCCUCCCCCACCUAGACCCUCUCAUACCCGCAGCUCCUCUCUCGAUCUCAACCGAGUCCCUCCACCAGUGGAUGGGAGUGAAGGAUCGGGGACACAAGUUGCAGCUCCUCCAGCCAUUCCUCCAAGACCCUCACCUCUUCAUGGAAGUAUUGGGAGCAGGAAGUCCCCACCUAUUCCAGGGGUGUCUCCAAUUCUCCCUCCUCCAGAAACCUUUGCUGACACCAGUAGUUCCAGUGCCUUUACUCAUUAUCGCAAGCACAUACCUCCUUCCUCUUGUCAGCUUGAUGAAAAGAUUCUCUUAGGGGAUCUGAUGAAGAAGAGAGACGAGGAAUUUUAUCGACAGUUGCGAUCCUUCCUUCAGGCUGGACAAUGUAACCCAGAGGAGUUGAAGCAGGCUGUGUCAUGGUUACAGGAUAGGAAGCUGAAUCUGUUGAAGAGCCUAACAAGCCUACAGGAAGAGUUGAGUCGCAUUGAAGAGAUCCGACUUGCUCUGGCACAAAAUCUGCACUGAUCCCUCUGCUUCUCUCUCCUGUUAAUUAUGAUUACAUCACCCUGUACUUCUCUUUUUUUUUUUCUUCUAUUUCCUCCACCAUAUCCAUUGCCAUUUGGUCUUCUCUACCUGUGAUCCCAGUCUGCUUUUCCCCUCAUUUUCAUGUAUUCAUGGUUUGCAUUUAAUUCUUUGUCCUGCAUCCAUGUCUACAUGUGUUUUGUCUUCAUUAUUGAGGGCAAAACUGUGAUUCUGGCUAGGUUGAUCUCUGUCAAUCCUGAAUUUUUCCACCCCAGAUACAGUCAUGAAUAUGCAGAUUCAUACAUUUCAUCAACAAUCAGCUUUUAUGUUUUCUUUUUUAUUUUGUUUUGUAGGUUUUAUGAUCUGGCUUCUUUAUUAAAAUUGUAUGUAGAGAAUGGAACCAGUCAGUUUCUAACUCCAUCUGAAGAGUUCCUCUUGUCCUGAGUGGUAUGAAAUGCAUGAUUGAAGUUUAUUGGUGCCCCCAUUAUUUCUCUUUGUGUUCUUUGAGAAUACUGUUGCUCUGAUAUGCAUUAUUUUUGUUGUUUUGGUGCUCAGUGCACUGAAGUGAAAAGAGAGAGAGAAAGAGAUAUUACAUAUGAGAGUUAAUGAAGGAAAAUAAAGGUGCAGAGAAGAUAUCCUCCA